Molecule: messenger RNA, 800 nt
Organism: Moneuplotes crassus
Lineage: Eukaryota; Ciliophora; Spirotrichea; Euplotida; Euplotidae
Source: the annotation of a GenBank genome assembly
AUGAAAUUAACUUCUGAAACUGUUGCUUUGAGCAAAUCCAAGAGAGAAAAAGAAAUUGAAAUUAUGGGAGCAUCUCUUGAUCUUGAUAAUCAAGUCUUGGCUAACAUCAUGGCUAAGACAUAUGGAGGUGACCUUGCUGGCUGAGGAGAUGAGCUAGAGCUAAACUUAUCCACCAGAGUCGACCAGCUUUGCCUUAGGGAGCUCAAAAAGCUAUCAAAUCAGAAAUCUUUAGGUAUUUAUGCUCAAAUUUCUAUAAACACGGGGAAUAAAUUAUCAGAAUGAAAGGAAUUACUAAAAUUCAUUUCAUUCCUAAAACUUGAAAGCCUCACAUUGACGCAUACAGAAAGAGCUUGAGAUCACCUUGAUUUAGCCAGAAUGAAAAAUGGAUUUUUUUCUGUCUUACAAAACACUGUACAUGAAUUAAAUUUAAUUCACUUUUCCAUUCCGAAAGAAAUAUUAACAUCAAUUUUGGAAAAAGGAGCUCAUAUCGAGUCUAUCGGUUUUCAUGAUUGUGCAAUCGAUCUCGCAGGUGUCAGGACCAAACGUUGCAUCACUCCCAAGACAAGAUGUCUCGAUUUCACAGGGUCAACAUUCAGACGAGGGUUUAGCGAAGGAAACAAUUUCAGUGACUUCUUCGCAGAAAUCUGUAGAUUAAUUAAGAGCUCCUACACCAACACCCCUCUGGAGUAUAUCAUUUGCCAAAAAUGGUCGAUUUCAGAAGAGAAAUUUAAAGACUUGCUUUACAACUACAAUUUGACUCAUCUAAAAUUCUUUCUUACCAGAUGAAAACCAGGCUAAUC